GGAAGACCUGGCUGGUGCUCAGACAAAUAACUCUGUCCUGUCCCAGCACUGCAGAGAGAGAACAGCCUCCGAGCUGAGCGGACAACAUGAAGGUCUCUCUGUUGCUGCUCUUCUUCUUCCUUCAUACUCCCUGCUGCUCCUCUCAGUCUUCUAGAAUCCGGGGAGACGCUCUGGAAAAACCCUGCGCUCAGCAACCCCUGGACUGUGAUGACAUCUAUGCGCAGGGUUACCGAGCUGAUGGGGUUUACCUUAUCUAUCCCUCAGGACCCAGUGUUCCCGUGCCAGUCUUCUGUGAUAUGAACACUGAUGAGGGCAAAUGGACGGUUUUCCAGAAGAGAUUCAAUGGUUCUGUCAGCUUCUUCAGAGGCUGGAAUGACUACAAGCUGGGUUUUGGUCGAGCUGAUGGGGAGUACUGGCUGGGGCUGCAGAACAUCCACCUCCUGACUCUGAAGCAAAAGUAUGAGCUGCGUGUAGACUUGGAAGACUUUGAGAACAAUACAGCCCAUGCCAAGUACACAGAAUUCUCUAUUUCCCCCAAUGCUAUCAACGCAGAGGAAGAUGGCUACACUCUCUAUGUAACCGGUUUUGAAGAUGGGGGAGCAGGUGAUUCUCUUUCCUACCACAGUGGCCAGAAAUUCUCCACCUUUGACCAGGACCAGGACCAAUUUGUGCAGAACUGUGCAGUACUCUCAUCUGGAGCCUUCUGGUUCCGGAGCUGUCACUUUGCCAAUCUCAAUGGCUUCUAUCUGGGGGGGAACCAUGUUUCCUAUGCCAAUGGUAUCAACUGGGCCCAGUGGAAAGGAUUCUAUUAUUCCCUUAAGCGUACUGAGAUGAAAAUUCGUCGUAUCUGAGAGUAGCAUCCCUUCAUAUAACAAUUAUAACCCUCCUUCUUUUCUUUCAUCCGGCUCUCUAUUUAGCUACUGACUUAUGUGGCUAUUCAUUUUUCUACUGACUUCCCAGUCCUUGUAUUUUUGUUAUUUGUCAGUUAACACUUAUUCCUGGGUCCUGAGCUAAUGGCCUUUGCCUUUACUCAGCUAGUAUCAGUCCCACCUAGUUUUAAUUCAUUUUUAUGCCCAGAUAACACUGAGGAAAGUGUUAUACUGGAUACAAGGCAGCCUUGGAGUUAAGACGAGCUGGGUCCAAGUUCUCUAAUACAGAUUACUUAAACUAUCCUGGUGACAUCAUGUAAUCUGUGUCGAACAACAACUCUAUGACAACUACAGAUAAAUGAUCUGACUAUAGGAAUAGGAUUUUUAAACAUGAAAUUCUCCUUAUCAAUUAAAUCACUUGUCUAGACCAAACAAAAAACCCAAACCCAACAAAACUUUGCUAUUAUUUAGCUGUUAAAUCCCUUACCCCAGAUCUAGUUUAUUUUAAUGUCCAGCUAAUACCACUAUCUCUAACUUAAGGCCAAAUUACAUAAUGUUUCUCUCUCCCUAAAAAGGCUGAACGAAUGGUUAACCUCUGUCAUCUGAGUAGAGCUGCUUCCUAACUGUGCCCCCAGAUUUUUUAAUGAGCUGUGCUCACAGACUACCCAAGGAAUAAGCUUAGUUUAGCUGUCAUACUUAGCUACAAACUACAUAUUCACUCCCGAAAUGGUUGAUUUGUGACAUAUGAUUAUGAUUGUCAUUGGGAAUCACCAGAGUCAGUAGUUCAUUAAUUGUGGUCUCUUAAAUUCCAACUUGGAGCCAGCUGCCUUUGGCCAUCUUCCACAGUUGUCAAUUCUUUACUCCAGGGCCAGCUAAUAUCGUGCUGUCACAAUGAGCUGUUAUUAUGUCCCACUGCAGAUCCAACUCCACUCUAAUGUUUAUCUAUAAUGGCUGCCAAUUCUCCUACCCUAGAACUCUACUAGUGUCAUCAUAUCCUUUCCUGAAACCUCAUUCUACUUCAGAGGUGAGUAUCAGAAAUGGCCACACUCCAGUACCAGCUGUUCCUAACCUUUAUUACUUCCAAAGCUAGUUAGUUGCUUUCUGUUCUAUUUCCCAGUUUAUAUUAUAUACUAUUGAUGAAAAUAUGUAAGUUCCAGCCGUCCCACCCCAUCCAAUCAAGUGCAUUUUAGUGGCAAGUAUAAGGAAAGGUGGAAAAGAAAUGAUUCAUUGAUGGGAUAAAACUAUCUUACUACAAUACCUUAAGUCUAUUCCCAGUCAGCAGCAACUACAUUCCUUCAGAUUGUGUUCAGGCAGGAAAACAGAACCCAUCACUACAACAGUUUACUGGGAGCAUAAAGUAGAGAACAAAUAGGAUGAAGAGUAGAUCAGCUAAGAACACAGCAAAGUGAGAACCACAAUUUGUCAAUAAACCUACAGGAAUACCCAAUCUAAAGAAA
Molecule: messenger RNA, 2326 nt
Organism: Antechinus flavipes (yellow-footed antechinus)
Lineage: Eukaryota; Metazoa; Chordata; Mammalia; Dasyuromorphia; Dasyuridae
Gene: MFAP4
Product: microfibril associated protein 4
Exons: 6
Coding region: 87-851 (254 amino acids)
Biological process (GO): elastic fiber assembly
Source: RefSeq, a predicted model, not a curated record